AUGUAUUCAUUAAAGUCAUUUGUAAUUGUAGCGCUAAUUUGCACGUCUUUAACCGUAUCUAGCCAAAAUGCUGACAGUCAACAAGCCCGGUUAUUAGUAUCCAAACAAGUUCUUAACAAAUUACUAGUUCAAGACUCUGACAUCUUAGUUAAAUAUACCAUUUACAAUGUGGGAAGUGUGCCGGCGACAAAUGUUGUACUACAGGAUUCAGGAUUCCCCGAUGAAGCAUUUGCCACAGUCAAAGGAAAUUUGAAUAUUCGUUUUAACAGAAUUCCAUCUGGCGCAAAUGUUACUCAUGCUGUUGUCAUCAAACCUCUUACGUAUGGGCGAUUCAACUUUACAGCUGCGGUUGUACAAUACAAAUCAUCAGAAGGGGCUGAAGAGCCACAAUUUGCAAUAAGCAGUGAACCCGGUGAAGGAUACAUCAUCAGUUAUGCUGAAUACGACAAGAAAUUCUCCCCUCAUUUGCUUGAUUGGUUUGUAUUUGCAAUAAUGACUCUGCCAGCUGUGGUAGGACCAUUCAUGUUGUGGUGGGUUAGCAAGAGCAAGUAUGAAUUAAUAUUGAAACAAAAACGUGAAAAAGUGUCUAAAGAUUAA
Macrosiphum euphorbiae (potato aphid) is the source of this 597-nucleotide messenger RNA. The record is from the annotation of a GenBank genome assembly. Lineage: Eukaryota; Metazoa; Arthropoda; Insecta; Hemiptera; Aphididae.